Messenger RNA from Meloidogyne enterolobii, 555 nucleotides. The record is from the annotation of a GenBank genome assembly. Lineage: Eukaryota; Metazoa; Nematoda; Chromadorea; Rhabditida; Meloidogynidae.
AUGGCUUUUUACAUGCAAGAAUAUUCCGCUGAACAGAGCGGAUUUUUACUCAAGCGAUUUACAAUUUCUCGACAUUUCAUCCCCCGGUUCUUCCGCUCACUUUUUUCAAAUGGCAUAAACCAACUGCGUUUUGAUCUUCGUUCGCCAGCCCAAGAAUUUGUUGAACCAAUACGGAUAACUCCAGAAGCUUUUGGUUGUUGUGCGUUAAAUUGUGAAAAUCUUUUGAUGGGGACAAGUCAUGAAAAACCAUUGCAAGUACAGGUGCAAACUGAAUGUCGCCUAUUCAUAAGAUUUGCGCCUUUUAACCCUGCUUGUGGUUAUCGGAUCCGUGAAUGGUCCAUCGAGUUGAGGUCUUGUCAAGAAUUUUAUGCAAAUGGUAUUCAACCAUUGGGAGACAGAAAAUCAACGUGUUUGGGUCUUCCAUUGCAAACACUGUCAGAAAUGAAAAUGUGGCAAAUGAUGGAUCAAAUGCAGCCAAUUGUUGAACGCGUGAAAGAGACAAAUCAGGUUUUUACUAUUUUUAGGGGUCUUUUUAGGGUUCAAUCGAGCUAUUAA